AUGGCUGCGUUCCAUCCAUUGUCGUCAGGCGCGACGCCCGGCGACGGCAUGAGCCUCAAUAGCGCCGUGGUCGACGGUAUAGACUCUUCCAUUUUUGACGAUUCACUGCUAGAUACCGUCAAUGGCACUUUUCCUACGUUACCGUUCACCCCCACCUACGGCUUCGAAGACUUCUCCGCAACAGGCUUCGAAGACCCCUUUGCAUACUCAAAUCGCCAGUACGAAGCACCCCCCGCCCCCGAGGAUUUCAACCAGGACUCGCCCACGCAGGAGCUGGACAACAAAUUGCUCGGCUUUUCGACCCCGACAUUGAAGGCGACGCUCUUGGACGGUACGGGCCAACAUGUAGAACCCAGCAUGACGGCCGAGCUGUACGGCAUGUUCUUCGUCGCCGAGGACGUCUUUGGCGCCGAGAACAGCGGCAGGCCCCUCGAGCUGACGUGCUACCGGCGAAACCUGUGGCAGUGCUCUGGCCAGGUAACCAUACCGCGACACAUUACCCACGUGGUGGACGAGCAGGGCCGCCAGAUGCCCAUAUUUGAGCUGUCCGCCUCCAUAACCGCCAUCGAGUCCAUCGAGGGCAAGGUCACAGAAAUCAUAUCAAUACCUUGGAAGAGCGCGCAUCCUAUAGGCGCCGAGGAACCCAAAUCCAACGGCGGACCGCCCAAUAUCGUCUUGGACCUGGCCAACGGGCAAGAGGUGGACGCCAACAGGGUUUCCCUGCCGUUAUCAUGGAAAAGGCUACAGUUCAAGCAUGCAACAGCGAACAACGGAAGGAGGAAGGGUCUCCAGCAACAUUACAUUGUGGAAAUCAGCUUGGUCGGCAAGCUGCAGUCGGGCGAAUACAUCAAGAUUGCCGAAACCCACUCCGGCCCCGUUAUCGUCAGAGGCCGCAGCCCGAGGAAUUUCGACAGCCGGAAGGAUAUUCCCCUGACGGGUGGAGAUAAGAAGGUUGGUGGGAGGAGCAACAGCGACGCUGCUGCUGCGACGCCCCAGAAGGAAAAUGGCAGCAACAGUGGCAUUCCCACGCCUGUACCCAAAUAUCAGACUGUUGGAAACGUCCAGCAACCAGCAGACUGGGCGCCACCACAACUAUAUCGUGAGUCGAGCGGGGGCCAACCGCCAGCGAAGAAGCUCGCCAUGUCACCGGGUAUCAACAGACCACCCAUACCGGCAUGGUCCACGGAACCCUCGAGAAGCCUGGGCAGGGCAUCGGCAUCCAUGUCGGCUCCGCGCGGUGCCAUUUCCGGCCCGAUCAAUCUAUCACUUUCAGAAGACGAGAGGAGUCCGAAUAGAUCGAAUUCGGACGUGCAGAGUCCGCAGUUCACCAAGUCGACGGCGGCUGCGGGGCAUAACCCGAGCCAGAGUCCCAAAGAAGAGGACGACCUACUCUACGAAUACUUUCCGCUUAGCGUCGACGACUGGAUGCCGCCAGUCGAGGCAAUUUACCGCCCCCACGUAGUCCACCACACCAUUGUACCGCCGGAAAUCAAGGCACAGCAACUCCGGAGCAAGGCAAAGAGAUAUUUCACCGCCGAAUCGUAG
Colletotrichum acutatum is the source of this 1545-nucleotide messenger RNA. RefSeq names its product NDT80/PhoG like DNA-binding protein. Lineage: Eukaryota; Fungi; Ascomycota; Sordariomycetes; Glomerellales; Glomerellaceae. Gene Ontology annotation, molecular function: DNA binding; DNA-binding transcription factor activity. The coding region runs from base 1 to 1545 and encodes 514 amino acids. Gene Ontology annotation, cellular component: nuclear chromosome. The transcript has 3 exons. Gene Ontology annotation, biological process: positive regulation of transcription by RNA polymerase II; meiotic cell cycle. The record is from RefSeq and is a predicted model, not a curated record.